Molecule: messenger RNA, 5889 nt
Organism: Hylaeus volcanicus
Lineage: Eukaryota; Metazoa; Arthropoda; Insecta; Hymenoptera; Colletidae
Gene: inaE
Product: diacylglycerol lipase-alpha
Exons: 18
Coding region: 1445-4663 (1072 amino acids)
Biological process (GO): lipid metabolic process
Cellular component (GO): dendrite membrane; postsynaptic membrane
Source: RefSeq, a predicted model, not a curated record
UGCACGGGCGGCUCAAAUACGGUGCUCAGUCGCGCUCGAGGUGGCUCACCCCGACGGUCGCGAGUGAUAAAGUGUUUUCGUCUAUGAUACCGUGGCGGCGAGGACGCGAUGUCUCCUCUGCACGUGGCGCUGCAUCUGUCGGGAAACAUCUAUUGAAAUGCAACCCCCGUUAUACGCGUUUUGCUCGAUCCACGCCGACGACGAGGAAACGAUGACAGGGGUGCGUGGACACGCGUUGCGGCACCCUAGACGGUAACGUCGACCGAUCGGCUUUGCCAGAGGGAAUCCAACCACCUCCAUGUUUACGAAUCCCGUGAAUCGCGUUGGCAAAAGGCUGUUCAACAAUUCGCUCGAUUCUUCCUCGGGAUCCUUUCCAGUGAACGGGAAGUGACACGGCCGGAAGGAAUGCGUGACCGCAGGAUUAAAUAUUUUCGAAAGUGUGGAGCUUGACUUGUGAAGGGUGAAGCGACCAGGACCAACUUGUGCUUUGAAUGAAGGUGUGCGACGGCUAAUGAAGUUUGAUGAAAAAUAAAGUCCUUGGAACUUUCAACAGGGACACGAAAAUUUUAGUUCCAAGAGUCUGGGACGAACGAUCAAGCGUGACCCAGUUAAUCAUCCUAACAGACACUAAGAAGAACGUAACGAAGACGUUGAUGGAAGGAAUGUGCCAUAAAAAUGCCGUAGCUACCGUAAACGUGUACCAUGCGCGUGCGAAAUAAACGAAUAACCAAGAUUUAUCGCGCUAAUCGCGGUGCUAAUUCUUCCUGUUUCGUUGGUCGAAGAGACCAGCGCUUUGACUCGAAGUAGUGUCAGUGUCGAGCAAAACGUGAUUCAUGAUUAAUGAUCAGACAAUCAGUCAGAGACGAUUAGCUUCGUACGAUUACUGACAAAUCAUUGAUUCACGACUGUGACUGAUUAUUACAAAAUAGAAAGGAAACGCAAUCAUAAAGCCAAAGCUGAUUGAUCGUGAACAGUGUGAAAUAAUUUACGAGCCAGUGGACGGUGACAAGUGAUAAGAGUCGACAAGCAGUGGAAGAAAAUCGUCCCAGAGGCGGUUACGUUCCGACUUCGUUAGCAAAACGACGCGAUGUGGUGUCGUCGGGUUGCGACGAUGGUGCACUGUGUCGAAAUCAUGUUUGUUCGAGAAGAGUAGGGCAAUCUUACCCGAUAGUUCGAACCGUUUUCGAUAAGGUCCUUCCGCGAGGAGGAUGGAGAAGGCUCGCGGUCGUCCGGGAAUCAGUUACAGAAAUGCGCGGCCCGGAACGCGAGGACAACGACUCUCGACGACGGUGUGCGUGUCGAGUUUCGAAGAGGUCCCGGAUCAAGGUACAAGUGCGCGUCGCCCGGUGAUCCAAAGACGAAUGGCAGCGGCUGCUCGUGGCCACCCUGACUCUGUGCACUCAAGACGAUUGAAUGGAUGAUAGGGUGAAACGCGUCAAAAGCGAUGCCUGGUAUCGUGGUGUUCCGACGCCGUUGGAGCGUCGGCAGCGACGACCUCGUCGUGCCCGGUGCUUUCCUGUUCAUCCUGCAUCUGAUAUGGGUGACAGUGCUGGGUCUUCUACUGGGGAUUCUCAAAUGGGAUCGCAGUGUUCCGUGCAUCCUUCUUCUGUGGGAAUACGUUGUGGGAUACCUGGCCAUUUUCGGGGCCUGCAUGGCGGUGGAGUUUUCCAUCUGCUUCCUGGCGACCAGGGGGAGCAUCCUGGACACUGCAGCAAGGGCCCCGAUGCAAUAUGUUCUCUACGUUCGAAUUUUCCUGUUACUGGUAGAAGCUGGCUGGUUAUGCGCAGGCGUAACAUGGUUAACACACUACUACCAAACCUGUCCCGUCGACCAAAUCAGAGAUGUAAUGUUAGGUUUAGUGAUAUCGAAUUGGUGCGUAUUGGCGUCCGUGAUGGUGACAGUAUGGUGCACGUACGACGCCGCGGGCAGAUCCUGGGUGAAAAUGAAGAAAUAUCAACGUAGCAUGAGGGAGGCGGAAUCAAGAUGUGGUAAAUUGCAUUACAACCGAAGCGGCAGCAGAAACAGGAACUGGAGGCAAAGAAAAGUCAUACGCGCGUACCAGGAUAGCUGGGACAACAGGUGCAGGCUGUUGUUUUGCUGCAUGGGCAAUUCAGACAGAAGCCGGAACUCAUUCGCGGACAUCGCGAGGAUGUUGAGCGACUUCUUCCGCGACCUUGACGUGGUGCCAUCGGACGUGGUCGCCGGGCUGGUGCUGCUUAGGAAGUUCCAGAAGGUCGAGAGAGAAUUGAUAGUGAAGCAACGGAAAAACGAUACGUACGAGUUUCUGUCGGGGGUGCCAGUUACUCCUCGCACCAAAUUCCUGUCCUUGACCGAGGACGGUGAUCUGGGCCACUUUCAGUUGGCCAUUCAUUACAUGCACUUCGCCUUUGCCGCUUACGGCUGGCCCCUGUUCCUCGUUAAUCAUUCGACCGGGCUCUGUCAGCUGUGCGCAAGAUUGCGAUGCGGCUGUUUCCCGUGCGGCGGGCAUGACGACGAUGCGACAGUGGUAGAAGACAAUUGUUGCCAGUGCAAUUACGCCGCGCUGAGAAAGAUGGUCGACGUCGCCGAGGUGGAGGUCAUUUACGCGACUUUUCACGUCGACGUUGGUGAGACGCCGUUCUUCGUCGCUCUCGAUUACACGAAGAAAAAGGUUGUCGUUAGUAUACGAGGAACCCUUAGCAUGAAGGACGUGUUAACGGAUCUGAACGCGGAGGGUGAAGUGUUACCGUUGUCGCCACCGAGAGACGACUGGCUCGGGCACAAGGGGAUGGUCCAAGCCGCCGAAUACAUUCGGAAAAAGCUGCUCGACGAGGGAAUUAUAUCUCGAGCUCUCGCAAAGGAUACUUCGAGGGGGACCCAUCAGUUCGGUCUGGCACUCGUUGGACAUUCGUUGGGAGCUGGUACGGCGGCCAUUCUAGCGAUAUUGCUCAAGCAGGACUAUCCGGAUCUGGUGUGCUUUUCGUUCGCUCCACCGGGUGGUCUGUUGAGCAUGCCUGCUCAGCAGUAUUCGCAGGAAUUUAUUACCUCCGUCGUGGUUGGGAAAGAUGUCGUGCCCAGGAUAGGUCUUCGCCAAAUGGAAAGUUUAAGAGCCGAUCUUAUCAAUGCCAUAAAGAGGAGCGUCGACCCAAAGUGGAAAACGAUAGCGUGCUCGGUGAUGUGUUGCGGUUGCGGUUCCACCCCCACCUCGGCUGCGAAUUUAGAGGCUGGAGGAUGCAUCAGCGAGUAUCAGAGGGACAAGGACCUGGCGCGCUCCCAGACCGUUGUUCCGAGCGACUCCAGUAUCGCGUUGACAUUGCACAGGCCUCUGUAUCCGCCAGGUCGAAUUAUACACGUUGUCCGACAUCAUCCUAACAAGGGAGAGCAAAAAUAUGAGAGCCGCUGGAGACAAGUGUUGAACAAACGGGAGCCAGUGUAUCAGGCGCUCUGGGCGGGCCCGUGCGACUUCGACGAGGUGCUGAUUAGUCCAGUGAUGAUACAGGACCACAUGCCGGACAAUAUGCUGAAAGCGUUGAACAAGGUUGUAACGACCCUGGGACCGGCGAAGCCGCAGAGGCUGGCUUCCGGUCACGCGUCGUCCACGGAGGCGUCUGAGGCGCGCGAAGCAGUCGAGAUCCAGGAGAUGGAGAUCGAACAGGAAAUGAGAGCGUUGCUGUCGUCCUCCAGCCCCGUUAAAUCCCAUCCCAGCAACCUGGCUGGGACACCGCCGCACAGACUCUGCCUGGAGACUAGCUUCACAUCCUUGCAGAGUCCGUCCGAGUUCCCACAGGCUGGCCGCGAGCUCAGCGUUGACUCCAGAGGGAUUCCGUGGGAGUACGUCAGCCUGGCCAGCGAGUUGCUCAACACCCCCAGGACCGACGAAUGCACAUUGUCGAAUCGUCGGGGCGACUGGGACGAUUCGUCGCGUACGGCGCCACUCGCCACGCCGGAAACGUUGUCGGAGGCGUCGAGCAGCCCGCCGUCGCCUGUACCACCACCGAGACCCAUGAGGAGGACCCCGAAAAUUUCGGGAAACUUGUCAACGGCGGCGGACGACUUGAAGAACAAUCUUCACUUCGCUAUGCUCUCGGCGAAGAACUACUUCCUGAGGGAGGGGAACAACGGCAGUAAUACGAGCAGCGGCAAUAGCGAGGCGAGCUACGAGAGCGCCAAGAGCUUAACUGCUGGUCUUCCGCCGCCAGUGCCGAGAAGACGUGACUCCGUCAUCGUCAGAAGAGAGCAAAGAGUAUGUACAGCUGCUUGCUGCAGAGACGAUUUGUCAAACUCUUCGUCGCACACCUCUUCCCAUUCCUCUGGAGCGUCGCACACGUCGAACCAGGUUGCACCUGGUUACGCUGAGGAGGAAAACGAGACGAAUGGUUCCAGUUUAGACUUUUACGAAGCAAAGGGUUCUUCUGGACAACGCGAUAGCAGUAACGACGUGUUCCUCAGCGUGAGAAGUUCUCCAGAGUGUAAGGGCCUGAUGGCACCAGCAACAGAUUUAGGGGCGGAAUGGAAGAAGAAAUUGGACGCGACGGGGAUGAGCGGAGACGCUUCUUUACCCCUUUUGCGUGGACUUUCGCCAACGCCCACGCACGGACAGCACAGUUCGCCCUUCUUCAGCACGAAACGGAAGAAAUAUGUAUAUCCGAUCACGCUGGUUGGUCGAGGCGAGAGUAGUGUUUGAUCGGAAGAAGUUAGACCGACCGGGGACCACGAAGGGGAGGUGGUAAAUGUAAAAUAACUGUUAGGUAUCUGUGCCAAUAUCACAUCUUCGUGUGAUUGUUCAGAAUCGUUUUCGCAAGUUCCGGAGUGAAUGUACUUUCCGAGAUAUUCUAAAAUUAAGGGGCCACGCAUCGUAGCCUCUGUUUAUAUGACCUUUCGCUGAAGUCCGUGCGCAUUCGAUAGAUCUAUACUAUAAUCUAAGAUUAGACGAAAGUCGAGGGUAAAAUGUAAAAGGAUCUUGCGACAUUUCUCGUGUAAGGUGUAGAUAGUCAAAUUUGAAUAUUCAAGUUUUAUCGUAGAACGUAUUCCUGUCUUUGUACAGUAACUUCUUCGAUGAAACAAUGUAUUUUCUGAUUCAACAAAUUUUCUGCCAACCAAACGAUAAUAAUAAUAUAAUAAUAGCGAAAUACAGAAGGGCGUACAGGAAAUUAGCAGGAGAAGGGCAACGUAUUACACGGAUGGUUAACGGGAAUCGUGAUGCCUUGCUAUUUGAAAAUAAAAUCAAUUUUUUUAUUAGACGUCUCGUUUGUAAUUACAGAUUGUUGUGGCAUGGUGAAAACGUAUGAACAUUGCACGAAAGUUGCACUGGCCUACUCUGCAUAGAUAUCGUUGAUACGAGAAUUUUAAAUGAUACAUUUUGUACAGUUUUUUAACAGAAUCAAGAGAAAUUUAAGGAGAACUAGACUUAUUUCGAUCUACCCUUUGCAAUCAUUCGCGUAUAAUUUUGCCAUGUUACGUUACGUUAACUGUUUAUUUAAACAAGUUCCAUUGAUUUUUCACCAUUGAAAAUAAUUGUUGUUAUUUUUUUGCUAUGUAUCUAAUAAAUGGAAAAAUGGGACUGAAAACGUAAAUUAUAUAUAAAAUGUAAUAUAUGUAGUCGUUAAAGGAAGGUGAUUACUUACUAAAGAACGAACGACAAAGCAUGAUUUUCAUUGACAGUCUCGUAAUAGUUGAAACUUUAAAAUCACUGUAUUUAUGUAAAAAGUAGGAAGAAUAUACAUGAUCCAUUUAACUCUAUUAAAUAUAAUAUGCACUUAGGAUGAAUAAUAAUGGAUUUACUGUAAGUGAUACUUGUAGAAUAUAAUUAGAAAAAAGUGAUACAUAGAGAAAAGUUCAUUUAAUGUAAUAAAGUACAAUACUUUUUAAGAAAUAAAAAGAUGAAUUCAAUACCCAGUUAAUUUCUUUUCU